Molecule: messenger RNA, 2551 nt
Organism: Thunnus maccoyii (southern bluefin tuna)
Lineage: Eukaryota; Metazoa; Chordata; Actinopteri; Scombriformes; Scombridae
Product: metabotropic glutamate receptor 7-like
Exons: 9
Coding region: 109-2154 (681 amino acids)
Biological process (GO): G protein-coupled glutamate receptor signaling pathway; regulation of synaptic transmission, glutamatergic
Cellular component (GO): membrane
Molecular function (GO): group III metabotropic glutamate receptor activity
Source: RefSeq, a predicted model, not a curated record
CCAAAACAUCACAGACAGCUGACAUCUCAAGGACAAGAUAUCUUCAUCUCUGAUUAAGAAUUACAGUGUGACCUCAAAGCCGAGCUUGACCCAAUGUGACCUCUAAAGAUGGAAAAAUUUCAUAACAAUUAUAAUCCUGAACUGAAAAUAGGUGGAAUCUGUAUCGCUCAGUCGCUGAAGAUCCCUCAUGACCACAAACCCUCCGACUUCGAUAAAAUCAUCCGUCUGCUGCUGGACACUCGCUACGCCAGAGCGGUCAUCCUGUUCGCCUCCGAUGAGGACAUCAGGGGGAUCCUGAAUGCCUCGAAGCGAGCGGACCAGCUCGGACACUUCCUGUGGAUCGGCUCCGACAGCUGGGGAGCCAAAAACAGUCCCAUCCACCAGCUGGAGGACGCUGCUAUCGGAGCCGUCACCAUCCUGCCAAAGAGAGCCACCAUCAGCGGGUUCGAUGCGUACUUCACAUCUCGAACUCUGGAGAACAACCGCAGGAACGUGUGGUUUGCUGAGUACUGGGAGGAGAACUUCAACUGCAAACUGAUGAGCUCCUCCAAGAAAGACGAGAGCAGCAGGAAGUGCACAGGUCAGGAGCGAAUCGGCAUUGACUCUAAGUACGAGCAGGAGGGGAAGGUCCAGUUUGUGAUCGACGCCGUGUACGCCAUGGCCCACGCGCUCCACAACAUGCAGAGGGACAUGUGUCCAGAGAACUCCGGCAUCUGCCCGGAGAUGGACCUGGCCGGAGGGAAGAAACUGCUCAAGUACAUCCGCAGCGUCAGCUUCAACGGAAGUGCCGGUACUUCAGUGACGUUCAACCGUAACGGCGACGCCCCCGGACGCUACGACCUGUUUCAGUAUCAGCUGAACAACGUGAGCGGCGCCGGCUACCGCAUGAUCGGACAGUGGACGGAGUCCCUGCAGCUCAACAUCGAGGACAUGCAGUGGCCUCGGGGGGAGCAGGACAUCCCCAGCUCCGUGUGCAGCCUUCCCUGUAAAACCGGCGAGAGGAAGAAGGUGGUGAAGGGGAUGCCGUGCUGCUGGCACUGCGAGCCCUGCGACGGCUACCAGUACCAACACGACGAGUUCACCUGCAAGCUGUGCUCCUACAACAUGAGGCCCAACGCCAACCGCACGUCCUGCCAGCCCAUUCCCAUCAUCAAGCUGGAGUGGCACUCUCCGUGGGCGGUGAUCCCGGUUUUCCUCGCCAUGCUCGGGAUCAUCGCCACGAUCUUCGUCAUGGCGACGUUCAUCCGGUACAACGACACGCCGAUUGUGCGAGCGUCCGGCCGCGAGCUGAGUUACGUCCUCCUGACUGGGAUUUUCCUUUGUUACAUCAUCACGUUCCUCAUGAUAGCGAAGCCGGACGUGGGCGUGUGCUCGUUCAGGCGGAUCUUUCUGGGUCUGGGUAUGUGCAUCAGCUACGCCGCCCUCCUCACCAAAACCAACCGCAUCUACCGGAUCUUUGAGCAGGGCAAGAAGUCUGUGACGGCGCCCCGGCUGAUCAGCCCCACCUCGCAGCUGGCCAUCACCUCCAGCCUCAUCUCGGUGCAGCUGCUGGGGGUGCUGAUCUGGUUCGGGGUGGAUCCGCCCAACACCAUCAUAGACUACGACGAGCAGAAGACCAUCAACCCGGAUCUAGCGCGAGGCGUGUUGAAAUGCGACAUCACGGAUCUGCAGAUCAUCUGUUCGCUGGGUUACAGUAUCUUACUGAUGGUGACGUGUACUGUUUACGCCAUAAAGACCCGCGGGGUGCCGGAGAAUUUUAACGAGGCCAAACCCAUCGGCUUCACCAUGUACACCACCUGCAUCGUCUGGCUGGCGUUCAUACCCAUCUUCUUCGGCACGGCGCAGUCUGCAGAAAAGCUGUACAUCCAGACCACCACACUGACCAUCUCCAUGAACCUGAGCGCCUCCGUGGCCCUCGGGAUGCUCUACAUGCCCAAAGUCUACGUCAUCAUCUUCCACCCGGAGCUCAACGUGCAGAAGAGGAAACGCUCCUUCAAAGCGGUGGUCACGGCCGCCACCAUGUCGUCUCGACUGUCCCACAAAGCCAGCGACAGACCCAACGGAGAGGCCAAGACGGAGCUGUGUGAGAACGUCGACCCCAACAGUCCGGCAGAAAAGAAGAAAUUUGUGAGCUACAACGACCUUGUGAUCUAAAGGCAUCCGUCCAACCCGCAAAGAGAGAGACUGAGAAAAGGAAAAAAAAAGAGGAGUGAUGGUUGGAGAUGUGCUGCCCUCCUGGAUAAAAACAAGAAAAGGCAGAAAAAAAGAAGAAGAAGAAGAAGAAGAAGAAAAGAGGAAACGGGGUUUUUCAUUUUUUUAUUUUUUGGUCUCAUGAGCUUCAUUGCCCAACCACAGACUUUCAGACGCAGCAGCAGCAGCAGCAGCAGCAGCCUGCUGCAGCAAAGCAUUGUGGGACUUUGAACAAAGAAUUUGGGCACAAAUCAGUCGGUCAGAGAGAAGCACGAAAGCACAGAGACAAGGUUAAAAAAAAAAAUGUCGGGAAAGUUGUUCAGAAGAUAAAAAAAUAAAUAAAACAAAGAGUCUUUUUGUC